Molecule: messenger RNA, 2199 nt
Organism: Aureobasidium melanogenum CBS 110374
Lineage: Eukaryota; Fungi; Ascomycota; Dothideomycetes; Dothideales; Saccotheciaceae
Product: tyrosine protein phosphatase 1
Exons: 5
Coding region: 1-2199 (732 amino acids)
Biological process (GO): protein dephosphorylation; nuclear DNA replication
Molecular function (GO): protein tyrosine/serine/threonine phosphatase activity
Source: RefSeq, a predicted model, not a curated record
AUGGCUACAGUCUGUGCAAGACCAGCGCUAGUGGGUCCACGAGCAUCGGGUUCGCAGCAGAGCAUCAAUACCUCGUCUCGAGGAAAGCCAUCCGCUGUACCAAACAAGCAUCUUCCUGACACAUGUUCUCCUGGUCCCACUCCAACCAAGCUGCAGAAGCAGCAGCAGCAGCAGCAGCAGCUCGAAACUCCGCCAGAGUCGCCCGAAGCGCCUGGGAACAACCAAGUCAUCGACACACCUUCUCUGCUGUUCGAAGCCGACAUAUACCCUAAAGUCAGCGACAACCCACCUGUCUAUGCAUUGACUGCUAAAGAGCUCCACGAAGCAUUGGAACACACUGCGACGCGCCCUUUGCCAGACACUAAGACUGUCUUCCCUUGGCUCCAUGGCCUACACCCCGACAACAACAUUCAGUUGACUUACUUUUCGGCGCGCAACAAGAAGCAUUAUCGACGGGCCCCUCGCACAUUGCGCGGCAUAACUGUCGUCAAGGCAGGAGGCGAUCUCAGUCACUCUAAGCUUAGGGGUGCCAUUGCGCCUGAUGAGCUACUGCUUGCGACCAAGAAUGGCGAGCAAAUCUCGACUUUCCUCGAUGUCGACCCUAGAGAUGGCUUCUCCAUCCGUAACUUCCAGAUUCAAGCAGUCAAGAUGGCUACUAUGAGCGACAUCGUCAUUUAUGCCGACGACAAGACGUCGAAGACGGCGCUCAACAAGUUGGCGUCCCUGAUUGCUAGAGCCCAAAAAGUCUGGAAGGAGAAAGACAGAGACAAUGACGCUGAAGUCCCACAGUUCCACACAUAUGUAGUGAAUGAUUCGUUCGCAAAAUUACAAGCCGAGCACCCUGAAAUUGUGGCUAUCGAUGCCAAAGGCAACAUGACUGGUGCGGUCAUGGACUUCUUCUUCUCGGAGCGAUAUGAGAUGCACACCAUGUCUUCGGCGACUGAGAUAGCGAACAACGUAUGGCUCGGCCCUACACCUGACCCUUCUCUGACAAUGCCAUCUGAUCCAGACGCCGCACUGCCGUCCGCAGCGCAAGCUUAUGAUCUCUUUGUGGAAGCGACUGAUCCAGCGCAACUACCAGACAAGAAAGCCUUCCAGCUGAUGGAAAGUCUCUUGUCGAAUCCGAAAAUCUCGAACAAUGCAAUUCCUCAAUUAGAGUUCCCAGGUUCUGGCUCGAUUAUGCCUCCAACGUGGUCUCAGGCCGAAGUAGAUGCUUUGAUGGACACAGUAGCGUGGCUCUAUAAGCAAGCAAACCCGGAUUACGAAGAGCCAAUCCAACGCAAGGAUAGUCAGCAAAUGACCCCACCCAAAUACCGAGAUGUUGAUGGUGAUAUUGGCAUGAUUGAUCUCGAUCUUGGCGUUAGUCGUGAAGGCAGAAAAGUUCUCAUCCACUGCACAGAUGGGUAUACUGAGACGUCUUUGUUGGCACUCGCCUACUACAUGUACGCCAACUGUGCGACGGUAGACAGGGCUUACGUGGAGCUCCACACCAAGCAUCAGCGCAAUCUCUUCUCGUACCCCACUGAUGUCGCUCUUCUGAGUUCGAUCCAGCCCAGAAUUCUGCAAGCAUCCCCUAAUUCGAACAAUUCCAUGGCAGCGCUGUGCCAACCGACCCCUCGAUGGCUCGGCAAGAUGGACGGCUCUCUUCCUUCCAGAAUCAUGAAUUACAUGUAUCUCGGAAAUCUUGGCCAUGCAAACAACCCAGACUUGUUGCGUGAGCUCAAUAUUGGACAAAUCCUCAGUGUUGGCGAAACGAUAAGCUGGACCGGUGAUGAGACCAAGAAGUGGAAAGAUGACGCUCGCACGAAAGACAGCAUUCUCUAUGUCGAUGGUGUCCAGGACAAUGGUGUGGAUCCGCUUACAUCGUCCUUCUCCAGGUGCUUAGAGUUUAUUAGGAAGGGAAGAGAGGCUGGUGUUGCCACUCUUGUCCACUGCAGAGUAGGUGUAUCCAGAUCUGCAACAAUUUGCAUUGCAGAGGUGAUGAAUGAGCUCGGCCUUUCACUUCCUCGCGCAUAUUGUUUCGUACGAGCUCGCCGGUUGAAUGUCAUCAUCCAACCUCAUUUGCGGUUCACGUACGAACUGCUGAAGUGGGAGGAAUACCAGUGUUCCAAGCGCGGUAAACCAGUCCGCAGAGAACUCGAAUGGGGCACGAUAGCCCGCGAAAUCGCAGCCAUGAACCGACCAUAUUCGCGGCAGUAG